Molecule: messenger RNA, 5519 nt
Organism: Carcharodon carcharias (great white shark)
Lineage: Eukaryota; Metazoa; Chordata; Chondrichthyes; Lamniformes; Lamnidae
Gene: bcl7a
Product: BAF chromatin remodeling complex subunit BCL7A
Exons: 6
Coding region: 96-734 (212 amino acids)
Source: RefSeq, a predicted model, not a curated record
CAGUCAGGCGGGCGGCGGGGGCUCGAUCGGAGAGAGGUUGUUUCGCUCGCUUUGUGUGGCGGCGCUCGGCCUUUGGGGCUCUUCACCAUUUCACUAUGUCCGGCAGGUCGGUGCGGGCCGAGACCAGGAGCAGGGCCAAGGAUGACAUCAAACGGGUUAUGGCAGCAAUCGAAAAAGUACGGAAAUGGGAGAAGAAAUGGGUAACUGUUGGUGACACGUCGCUCAGGAUCUACAAAUGGGUACCUGUAACGGAACCUAAAGUUGAUGAAAAGAACAAAAAUAAAAAAAAGGGGAAAGAUGACAAGUGUGGCUCUGAAGUGACAACCCCAGAAAACAGCUCCUCACCAGGCAUGAUGGAUAUUCAAGAUGAGAACAGCAAUCAGAGCUCUAUAGCAGAUGCCUCUCCAAUGAAGCAGGAGAACAGCAGCAAUCCAAGUCCUGCACCAGAGCAGAACUUAGUAACCCAAGCAGAGAGCACUGAGGCUAGGACUGAGGAAGUUCAGCCCCCUAUCAAAGACCAACCCAGCUCUGAAGACACGUCACCGCCAGCAGAGUCAAAUUCCCAAACUCCCCCAGAAUUAUCUCCAACUGAUUUAGAGAAAUCAGAUGUGCAACCUUCAGGAGUGAAAGAGAGCACAGAGACUACCAAAGAUACUCAGGAAUCUGAAGAUGGGGAGCCACUUCCAAAAAAGAUCAGAACAGAGACUUCUCAGCAGAGUGCUGAGGAGAGUUAGGCUGCCCAGAAAACUCUGGGGUCAUUUUCCAUGCAAAGGUACAUCAACAGGCCUCAUUUCAGACCGAUCUUCUAGAAACUUUCACAUAAUACUGAACAUGGAGGAACCACUGACCACAAACGAAUGUUGGGUCAUAAUCCAAGAAAAUUUGGGAAGACUGGACAGAUAUGAUGCUGACUAAUUUCUCCUGUGAAUACACAUUCUAGUGAUUUAUAUAUUUAAAUUACUUUCACUGUUAAAGCUGGGAGGGGUGGGGUAGAAGAAAUGGACUCAGGAGGGUUUACGCACUGGUAGUUUAUAAAACUUGUCAAGAUCACAUGUUUUUGCUGCUGUAUUUCAUUUCUUUUAUUUAUGUUGUAAAAUAUUUAAUGAUGGUACAGGUCAGAAUUAGCAUUCGUGUGAAAUCCAUUAUUCAUGCCAUUUAAUUCCAUUUUUGUGCCUCUUUUUAAAAAAAAAAACCACUAUUUACAGAAAGUGCCCUAUGUUUGCCUUGAAAGUAGUAAGACUCUGUUGUGAUCAUGUUUAAUCAGUGUAGCAAAGUCUGAACUAUUCAGUCCUUUUCAUGUUUAGGUUUGCAACUUUAAAACACUCUACAAGUAUCUAUAGAGAUCUAUUUCCUUGAAUACAGCCAUGUAUAUAGGUUCUGUUCAUUUACUAAUGAGUGAAAAUAUGGAUUUCUGGAUACAAUAGACAUUUGUAGUUGAAAAUAAAUUUCUAUACAAAGGCAUUUAUGGUAAAUGUGUAAUUGGAUUCAUCUUGUGGAUUAACCAGAAAUCUGGAUGUAAAAGGAAACUUAAGUAAUGAAUAGUAUAAGCAGAAAUAGUUGAAACUUAAAAAUAUUUAAUAGGCUGUCAUAGUCCUUUGGAGAAUGAUCUGAUGAGUCAUUACAUAAGAGCAUCCAAAUGAACAUGUGCUGUGUAGGGAAGGUGAGGUAGUUCAUAGAGAGUUUGCAACAGAUUUUAGUGAUGCUUAGGCAGGCCUGAGAGCAGGGCAGUCUUUGGGCGCUGCCAGUUGUGGAAAGACUUUUUAGAAAUGGAAGAAAAUGCAAAUACUGUACCUUAGUUCUCAUCUUCUAAAAACAUUAAUAGUUGAACUAUUUCUGUACAUCAAGUUUCUGUUUUAUCAGCUAAUGCAAGCUAACCCUCCACUCAGAGUUGUUUCUUCAGUACUGGAGGAAACAUUUGACCGAAGAUGUGGGAAUAUAAUUAUUUUGAUGUCAAAUGUUACAUUUUCAGAAGCAAAAAAGUGGAACAGUUUCUUAAAUCACUUUUUUUGUGUAGUACAAGUGAAAUCCUAAGGCUUCUGUGGAUUUAAACCCUUGAAACCCCUAUAAGCCCUGAAAGCUGUGGCAUUAAAGAUGUAGAUACAAGUGUGAACUUGGGAAUCCCCUUCUAGGAUUUGGAAUGGUUUUACUUGAUAAUAGGGUAAUGUUUUAAAUACCAAUUCUGAAGUAUUGGUAGACUUGCUUAUCUCUUUCAUUCUCAUUUGAAUGAAACCUGUACCAUUUAAUCAUUUAAAAUGUUGAUAAUUACAUUUCCCUGUGACAGGAUUUUUGUUGCUUUUUUGGGAUAAAUGCUGUAACUAAGGAAAUUGGUUAAAGGCAUUACUGCUUUAUUUAUUUGAGACUUGUUUGGUUAUUUUUGAGACCCAUGUUCCAGCACUAAUAUAUGGAACUGAGCAUUAAAGAAGUUCAGAGCCACGGUUGUAUUCAAGGAAAUAAAGUUGAUGUGUAUAUAUACCUGCACUGCAUUGCAGUAGUGCUCUGCAUAAAAGUGCUUAUGUGCUAAGAACAAGAAUACAUAUGAUUCUGACAAUUCAUUUGCUCAAGAUUAUCACCCUUUCAUGCUUCACAUGCCUGAGUUUUUCCAUUUUAAAUGUUUUGAUAUAGUUUUGUUUAAAAUGAAUUGAAUACUUGAUAACUUUAUGAUAAAAUUGAACUCCAACAGUAAAUAGCAUUCCUAUUAUAAAUGUUUGAAUUUCUAACACUUGGGCCACUUAAGAAUUCUAAGACAUGAAUCUGAAGGCAUUUUGGUGGAGAAAUUCAACUCAUGGCCAUCUGUUUUUAAUAUCACAUUCACACUGCAAAUGCCUCAAUUUUGCACUGUGAUCUGAUGUGCCAGACCAGCACCUGGUGUCACAUUGGUUCAGACAAUACGUCUACCUGAAAUGAGCAUUGGACUCAAAUGUGCAAAAUCAGUUCCACGCUGGUUUGAGGCUCUGAGUGCAUACAAAUUAGCAGAGAUUGCAAACUGCAUGAUCUAUCUAGUUGUAUUGGGCUUUGAGCGACCUAUCCUUGAAGGGACUGCUAAGAGGCCCAGGAAGUGUGGAGUUCUAUUUUUUUGGACUUAGAAGCAAGAAUGCUCCUCUUGGACCCUGAAAACUCUGGCUCACUGCUGCUGGUACAUUUGAGGACCCAUCUCCCCCUCCCCCCCUCCUAGAUUCAACCUAUCAGCAUGGAAGCUUGAUAAUUUUCCAUUUUCCCCAAAGAAGAAACUACAGCAAGAUAUCUAUUUGUACUCUGUGUUCACAGCAGCAUUUAAACAAAGCCAAAUUUAGCUUGUGUCUUGGGUUGGCACAGACUGGCAUUGCUCUGCAGAUUUUGCUCUCAUUUUGGGUGCAAAUUGAAUUGUUCAACCAUUUUGUCCUUUCACAGUUGGCUAAAAUGUAUGUCUGGUGUUUCGAUUACAGUUUUUGGUUUAUAUACUUUUUGGGGGUAGGGAGUGGAAGUUGGUUUCAAAUUUAUUGCUUGGUUAUCUUUGUAUUGCAGGAACUAUACAGAUAGAAUGUCAGCAUUGUGUGCACGUGAAUACUAUUUGUCAUGCUAGUGGGACUACUUUGUGCAUUACACUAGGUUGCAGUGACUCAGGAACUUAGUAUGUCUGGUUGUUUCAUUUAUGAUCGUGUGCUUAAAAUUCUGAUGCUCAGAAGUUGAAAAUAGCCCUGGCAAAAAAUGUAUCCAGUGAGUCUAGAGACCCAAGCCAUUGUAUAAAGUGGUCCCAAUUAAUUUAUAAUUUGCAUUUACAUGUGCAGCAUUUUAGUAAAAUGCUUGAUGUGCCAAUUCUUGGCCACUUUUUUAUUGCAUAAUUUUCAUAAGUGAAGUACUCCUUUAUGAUGGGGACUUAGUAAAGUUGAGUCUCAUAAAUUGAACCUGUUUUACUGUUGCCUAUAGAGUAUAAAUAGGCCUGUGAUUUUACAAUUUGGAAACUGGCUGAGUGGAAUUGGAUCAAUUUGCAGUUAGUAUAACUGAACCACAUAACCAAAUAUCAAAUGAUGUGAAACUCUCUAAAUACAAUAAUACUGAAUAGUGACAGGAGAAACAGGGUGUUUCUUGGUACUGAGGAUGUAUACUGUUUGAAAAUUCCUGUACAGUAAUUGACAUAUUUGAGUCACAUGUUUGUACUUAGUUUAGUGGUCCAAGUUUUUCUUGGACCUUGGCAGUGCUAUUUUAGGUACCAGGUCCAUAGGGAAGGUUUCAUUUAUUUGAAAACCCUAAAGGAAACUUUUUUUUUUGUUUUUCCUUGCAGGACUUCCAAAAGCAAUCCCAGAAAGAUAUAAAAUUAAUAUCCUGUUUCCUUCAAAUAACUAGUCCAAGUAAUCAUUCAUUUCUGAUUUACUUUGGAACCUUGUUAUAAACUACUGGGGACCGACAAAACUUUUAACUAGGUUCCACAGUACUACUACUACUGCUAAACUCUUUUACAUUUUUUGGUUUUGUAUGCAAUGGAUGCGUAAACCAAAAAUAGUUCAAGUUUUAAUAGAGAGUUUACUAAAAGUGGCGAGGUGUAUAAUAACCCCCAAACUUGAGUGAAUUUUAUGUAGGUUUUUUUUUAGUUUCAAGACUGCUGCAGUGAAAGUUAAAGUUGUAUACCUCGUGUCAUGAAGGGGCUCAACAGUAUAAUUUUUUAAAGCUAUGAGCAACACUAAUGAACUUUGUAGGUGUGGUAUGAAUAUUUUAUAAAAUCGGGUGUAGUCUUGCCUUCCAUUACUAAGUUUGGCUUUUGCUAAUAGCAUUUCUGUAUGAUGUAAGUUGGGUAUUGUCUUUCUUUCAUUCCAUUUGAAACAUGUACAGUUGUAUGUUCAAGAAAGCUUCUGGCAAAAGAAAAGUAGAUAAAAUGGUUUUUAUUUCAUCAUGAAAGCAGCACCACAGCUAAAGCAGAAAAAUUUUAUGUAAUUUUUAUUUAAAAGAAACCUGGGGAUAGUGCAAGUUUUCCUCUCAUAAAAUGAAAGUUGGAACUUCUGUUACGUUUUAGUUACUCCCUGAAGCUUCCUCCAUCUGAGGAAUACUUUAAAACAAAUCCCAUCUAUAUCUGUUGAACUCUAAGCUGUUAUAUUGCUGGACUGUAAUAUUGCUAUGGCCAGAAUGAGUGUUUUAACUCUGUUGUCUAAAGUUUUGUCUUUCAAAUUUUGCCCUUCCAAUUUUUAUGUUGAAAGAAAUUGAAGAACUACAUUCCAAAUCUUUGUAGAAGUGCUGGCGCUUAUUUACUAAUAAAUCAAUAUGGCAGCAUACGCUCUCUUGUAAGUUUAGGACUUGAAAUCCAUGCUACUGCUACAUUCUAACUACAGAAAGCUAUGUGAAUACUGUCCAGGUGUCAACAUGAAUAAAUUUGUGAUCAGAUUGCCCAUUCUAUUAUGAUUUCCAGAGACAGAAGCUAUCAUGAAAAACUUAACACUUUCCAACUGAAAUGCAAUGUGUUGUACAGCAGUAUGUUUUCUUUAUUUAUUCUCAAGUAUGGUUUGUACCAUGUACAAUGGCUCUGUUUUCAUGAAUAAAAAAAUUGUAUAACA